Caenorhabditis auriculariae is the source of this 5695-nucleotide messenger RNA. The record is from the annotation of a GenBank genome assembly. NCBI's taxonomy places the organism in Eukaryota, Metazoa, Nematoda, Chromadorea, Rhabditida, Rhabditidae.
AUGAUGGGCGAAUCAAACAGGACAACGGAGAUCCCGUGUGAAUUCUAUUCAGACAAGUAUCCAGAUCCCUCGAAUCACCCGAUCACAAUCGUCCUCUUCACCUUACUCUACACAUUUGUCUUCCUGAUCAGUUUCGCUGGUAAUAUGGGUGAGUUGAUACUAAAAAUGAGAAGUUCAUAAAGCCCACGCUUGAAAUUUAUCAGUAGAGCGUAAAAAGUGCGAAAAAACCGCCUUCGCGCCAUUCAUUUUCCAAAUUAUCAUUGGAGCGCAAGUUGAUUUGAAAAAAUCGCCAUUAUGGUAUAGGAACUCCCAGAUUACUUCUCAGGGCUCAAAUUAACUAUCGGAGGAAAAAUAAUUAACGAAAAAAGCCCUGCUGAUUUUUUUCCUAAUUACAAAAGUUGGCAAAUCCCACGCUUAAAAUUUAUCAGUAGAGCGUAAAAAUUGCGAAAAAACCGCCUCCGCGAAUUCAUUUGCCAAAUUAUCAUUAGAGCGCAAGUUGAUUUGAAAAAAUCGCCAUUAUGGUAUAGGAACUCCCAGAUUACUUCUCAGGGCUCAAAUUAACUAUCAGAGCAAAAAUAAUUAAUGAAAAAUGCCCUGCUGAUUUUUUUCCUAACCGUAAGAUGACCAAGCCCACGCUUUAAAUUUAUCAGUAGAGCGUAAAAAAUGCGAAAAAACCGCCUCCGUGCCAUUUAUUUUCCAAAUUAUCAUUGGAGCGCAACUUAAUUUGAAAAAAGCGCCAUUAUGGUAUAGGAACUUCCAGAUUACUUCUCAGAGUUCAAAUUCACUAUUGGUGCGCAAAUUUGACCGAUCCCACGCUUAAAAUUUAUCAGUAGAGCAUAAAAAUUGCGAAAAAGCCGCCUCCACGGCAUUCAUUUUUCAAAAUAUCAUUGGAGCGCGAGUUAAUUUGAAAAAAGCGCCAUUAUGGUAUAGGAGCUUCCAGAUUACUUCUCUGGGCUCAAAUUAACUAUUGGAGCAAAAACAAUUGAUGAAAAAUGCGUUGCUGAUUUUUUUUCUCAACUUUCGCAGUGGAGCGCAAAAGGUUCUCAAAAAACCGCAAAUAUAACCAAAUUUUUUUCAAUCUAGAAAAAAUUCAAUCGCGCUUCAAUAUAGCAUUUUCAGAUUGAAUUUCUCAAUGGAGCGCAUUAGAAGUCUAAAAAUAGCUCCAAGCUCAAUUUUUGGAAAACAAUCUUCGUUGAUCUUUCAGGAGUGAUCUACGCUACGAUCCGCCAUCGGAGCCUCCAGACGGUCCAAAAUAUUUUCAUCGUAAAUUUGGCCAUUUCUGGGGUCAUCCUAGCCUGCCUAUCAAUACCACUAACGCCAGUUACCCACAUCGCCAAGCAAUGGUUUUUUUUUCAGAAAAUUCUUGGAUGUACCUGAAAUUUUCAGGUUCUUCGGCUCGUUGCUCUGCCGAGUCGUUGGCGGAACUCAGGCGAUAGGAACCUUCAUUGGGACUUUCUCCCUUUGUGCCAUUGCCGUGGACCGGUAUUUCCGAUUAGUUAUCGCUCCAGGUGAGUGGAAGAUUCUGAAACUUUAAUUUGAAAAAAUUCAGUUUUAGUUAUUUAUAGUUGAUUCAUAACUGCUUCAAACAGUGUUUUUCCUACACCACAACAGUAACUCAUCCAUUGCCUAGCGCGCAAGUAGCGGCAGGUCGGGUGCAGGCCUCGAAUCUGUCUUAAAGUAUGAAGAAGCGCGUAAGUCACGGAGGGUCGGGCGCAAAAAGUCCCGGCAGCUUUUGCAUGUACAGUUAUCCUCCUUGCGACCAACAAAAGACGUUAAAGAGCUCUUGAAUCUAUUUUAGAGUCUAGAGAAGUGCGCAAGUAGCGGAUGGUCGGGCGCAGGCCUCGAAUCUGUCUUAGAGCAUAAAGAAGCGCGUUAGUCACGGAUGGUCGGGCGUAAAAAAAAUUCGGGCAGCUUUUGCAUGUACAGUUAUCCUCCUUGCGACCAACAAAAGACGUUAAAGAGCUUUUGAAUCUAUUUUAGAGUCUAGAGAAGUGCGCAAGUCACGAAUGGUCUGGCGCAAAAUUUUUUAGAGCCGUUAAAGUAGAGUCAUUCUCCUUGCGGCCAACAGAAGGCCCUUAUGAUCUCUCAUAUCUGAAUUAGAAGAUAGAUGAGUGCGCAAGUCAGAUAUGGUCAGGCGCAAAAUUUUUAAGGCUGUUAAAUUUAGAGGCAUUCUCCUUGCAACAGGGAGCCUUAAAAAGCUCUCAUCUCUAGAUUGGAAGAUAGUCAAGUGCGCAGGUCAGAUAGGGUCGGGCGCAAGGAGCACCUAGCGGCUUUAAACCCACUCUCGAGUUAGAAUAAUCUAAAGAAGUGCAUUUUUUUUCCAUCGACGAUUCAAGUCCCACAUGUCAUGACCGCAACGAGAUUUGCCAACGAGUCAAUUCGAAAAAGGCGCGCCCGACCCAAAACGACUUGCGCGCUGAGGCAUCUCAAAGCAUCGCAUUGUGAAUACGACUUGCGCAGUUUGGUAUUUCAAUGCAAGCUCUAACCGUAUCAUGAUUCUCGACCCUCUUAACCAUUCGAUCUGAUUGAAAUUAAAAGACCUAUGUUUUAAAAUCUUCAAAUAAACGCAACCGACCCAAAACGACUUGCGCACCGUGGCAUUUCAAAGCAUAGCAUCGCGAUCCGCGACGCUCACAGCCAUUCUCUCUGCGGGCCAAGUGGAAUUCAAGGAUCAAUUUGAAUUUUUGAAGAAUUUGAAAGAGCGCGCCCGACCCAAAACGACUUGCGCGCUGUUGCAUCUCAAAGCACAGUAGCAAUCUCUAACCAUAUCUCGAUCCACGAUGCAUACAGUAUUCUCUCUCUCUCUGUAGUCUGAUUGAGAUUUGAAGAUCUUAUUAUAUUUUUAAAAUCUUCAAAUGAACGCAACCGACCCAAAACGACUUGCGUACUGUAGCAUUCCAAAGCAUCGCAUCGCGAUCCGCGACGCCCUCAGCCAUUCUUUCUGCGACCUGAUAAAGUUCGAAAAGUUAUUUUUAUUUUUGAAGAGUUUGAAAAAGCGCGCCCGACCCAAAACGACCUGCGUCCUGUGGCAUCUCGAAGCGCUAAACUCUAACUCUCUCAACCAUUCUGAUUGAAGUUCAAAGACCUAUUUUAAAGGAAGACCCCUCCGAAAGGUCAACGCGAUGCGAAUCACGAUGAUUAUGUGGGCCGUUUCAAUCGUCGUCACUCUACCUUACGUUUAUCACAUGAACCUGAUGAAGUACUCGCCGAAACACGGUAGAUUCAGAUAGAAAAUGUAUCAAAAUAUGACAAUUUCAGGACUCUGCGGCUGGUUCUGCACCGAAAAAUGGCCGUCGCCGUUUUCCAAGCGAGCCUACACGAUUUUCGUUUUAGUCAUUCAAUUUCUGAUCCCGUUCAGUAUUAUGACCGUCUGUUACCAUGCGGUAGGUUCUUUUCGAAGUUGUGUAUGAAAAAAUCAAACUUCUGAAUCUUGAACUGGAAGUUACAGUUUAAAAACUUUCAAGAACCGUUUCCAAACUUCAAAAAAAAAUGCCUUUUUCGGCUUUUUAAGGUUUGAAAGUUCGCUCUACUGAACUGUAUCUCUAACUAGCCUGCUCCUCCUCAAAAUUAUCCAAAAAAAGAAAUUGUUCAGUAGAGCGAACUUGUAAAGCUAGCGACGGCUAUUUUGGCCUUCAUUAAAUCACAUUUUGCUCGAAAUCGCUCAAAAUCGCUCAGAAUUGCUCAGACUAGCUUUGAAUAGCUGAAAAUUCUCGGAGACACCAGGAAUCGGUGAGAACUCCGCUCAUAUCCAGCCAGACCUGCUCAAAUUUCUUAAAGAACUCCAAAUUACAGCUCUAAUCCUGCUCAAACCCAUUUAGACUUCUUCUAAUUUCAAAAUUCUUCAGAUCUUCUCAUUUCUCCGAAAAAGAGCCAAAACUCGCCUCACGUCCAUCGCCCAACAAGCCAACCUCCUGUACGUCCUUGCGGCUACAGCCGGCCGUGAGACUCAACAACACAAAGAACAGGUGAAUUAACGUCUUCUGUCUUGACGCCGCCGUUCUGACUUCAGAUGACACAUCUUCUGGAUCAGAAGAAGCGGGUCGUCGCUCAGAAGCGCCGCGUCACUCUGAUCCUGGUUUCAAUGGUCUUUAUCUUUGGUAGGUUUGAAACUGACCAAAAACUUGGAUAAUCCACUCUUUCGAAGAUCUUUCUUGACAUGAAGUGUCUAAUUAGAACUCAAAAAAAAAGCCGAUGCCCUUAAAGUCCGGAAAAAAAGCUAAUUUUAACCGCUAUACGACCGCGACGCGUCCAACCAUUCCCUUAACACUGCCAAAGUCGGAAUUGCGGAAAACAGGUGCAAAAUGGCCGCUGAAAGGGUUCCGUUUUGCGGCCUUUAUUGAGCCUUUCUUUCUUGGUGGGCUAAAAAGGCUCAAAAAAGGGUGUGAAAAGGGUGCAAAAAUGGUUCCAUUUUGCGGCCUUUAUUGAGCCUUUCUUUCUUGGUGAGCUGAAAAGCCGCAAAAGGGGUGCAAAAAGGGUGCAAAAUGGACGUUAAAGGGUUUCGUUUUGCGGCCUUUUUUGGGCAUUGCUUUCUUGGUGGGCAAAAAAGGCUCGAAAAAGGGUGCAAAAGGGGCGCAAAAUGGCCGCUGAAAGGGUUCUGUCUUGCGACCUUUUUUGAGCCUUUCUUUUUUGCUGGGCUAAAAAGGCUCAAAAAAGGGUGCAAAAAGGUUGCAACAAGGUUGCUGAAACUCUCGGCCAUCUAUGAUUACCGAUUUUAUUACUGUAGCAUACAAAAAGUCCUUCCAAGCCUCUUUCAAGACUAAACAAUGUUAAGGGAUCACCUCCCUGCCGCACAACUUCGUCUCAACUCUGAUGGAAUUCACGGACAGUCGGGACCUUCUGACCUUCUACAAAACCGACUACACCUACAUAGUCUCCUUACUAACGCAUUUGUGAGCUUUUUGAAGAUUUUAAUUCAGUUCAAGCCGUUAUUCUAGUACAGAGCUUCAAGGAGCAAAAAAAUUCGUUUUUUUUUUUAAAAUCUCAAGCAAAAAUAAUUCGAAUAUCAUAGCCUUUCCAGAUGGUGUUAUUCAAACGAAGUUUUUUUUUGCUUAUAACCUGACAAGGAAGGUCAUUUUACUUUGAAGUUGGGAAUUUCCUGAAAAUUGGCCAGAAUACAAGUUCAAAGAUGGAAAAAAGCACAUUUCGAACAACCCUGAUGGCACCCCGGACCACUGAGAAAUUAUUGCAAGAUUUUGCAAAAUGUUAUUCACAGGGUGGGGAACGAACCAGACACAACCGUUGCGCCAUUCGCCUCGCUGCAACCUCUCCACUCAUUUGUGAACAGAUACCAUAGCGCAGUGAUCCCCUGUGCAAACUUUGAAACGUCCGUUCUCGAAAACUAGGGAGUUGUGCAGGUUGAGAUUUUCAGGGUCUUCAUCUGGUACAUCAAUGAGUAUUCUGGCCAAUUUUCAAGGUAUCCCAACCAAAAAGUAAAACUACCUUUCUUGUGAGCCUCUUGAAAUUUGAGCGACGACCUUCCCCGAUAAAAGUCAUAAAGAACUUUAAAAUGUCCGCGAACAAAACUAAAAACCAAUAUUUCAGUCUCGCCAUGCUCUCCUGCGUGACGAACCCGCUGCUCUACGCGUUUCUGAACCCCGAAUUCCGGGAAUUGGUCCUGAACGGCUUGGCCGGCGUCUCCUGGGCCAACAACUUUGUCAGCAAGUCCUGGCACCCGACUCAAACUACCGUCUUAUAA